UCAACUGUCGUGUCCGUCAUGAGAACUAGGUCGAAAGAGUAGGCAACUGGCAAUGUCUAAUUUUUGGACUAUUUCAGCCUUUCUUGCUCCAAAGAAACUUAUUAAUAAUACAAAAAUUCGCAAAAACUUGCUAUUUAUAAUUUCAGUAUCCGGAGCGUAGCAGCGUAUAGUCUUCGGAGAUAAACAAUAAAGGUUUAAACAUAUGGCAGACAGAAGGUAAAAUGGCUGACAAGCAUAGUUUAAAUUAUGAUGUAAGGGAGUUGAAGCUUGGCUCAAGUUUCACUAACAAUAAGACAUCACAAUAUCAUACCAUCAAAUAUGACUUUAAGCCAGCAUCAGUUGAUGUUAAUAAAAUGGCCACAGUGGAUGUUGGCACGAAUAAUCAAGUGACAGUGACAGUACCGCAUUUGGAUGGCGCUGGGGUCCCACAAACAGUAUUCAAAGGUAGUCAGAGGCCAUACACAAAGGAGUGUGUCCUGAUCAUAGACAGAGACACCGGGGAGAUCACUCUCGAGAAGCUCUCCAGCAAUAUACAAGUCAAGAAGACCAGACAGGAGAACAGUCAGAAGCCGCGGCCAUUGACCCCCGUGACAGCUGACUUUACGAAUACUACACAGAGGUCGACUUCGCGUACUCGCGUCACGACAAAUCGACGUGCAAACAAUGCAGGUGUUGGUCCGGCACAGGUGACCAACCAGAAUCGCUUCAACAACACACAGAAGCCUCAGAAUAUGGUCAGGUCUCCACCGCGAGUUAAGACUUCACCCCCACAAGCACCGUGGUCUGCGGGUGGUAACAGUACCCUGGCGUCGCUCCCUAUGAUAGGGUUUGACGACGCGCAGGCCCCGCAGACCCACGUGAACCACGCGGCCCCACAGGCACAGCCACCCAGCCAGCCUCAACCGCCGCCCGCACAGAGACACAUACCACCUGUAUCGGCUCAGGAGGACAGUUCGUCUUCGUCAUCUAGUGACAGUGACAGCGGGAGCGGUAGUGACAGCGAUAGUGAUAAUGAUUCUAGCGCGAACCACCCACUACCGAACGGCGGCAACACAAGUGCUGCUUUACCUACAGACGUCCUCAACGACGACCUGUGCCUCUCAGAGUCGGGCAGCGACUUCGACUGACACCGAUAAUCCACUCGCUCAUUCAAUGGUUCACUCACUCACACAUUCACUCACACACACGAUAUAACACCGCGAACAAUCUUCGUAACGUUAUUAUGAAUGUGACUUAUUAUAUUUAAUUCUUUAUUUGAAUUGUGAACAUUAGUUUUUUUUUUUGUAACUAACAUGGCGUGUAGGGUUUUAUAGUUUGGAAUAAAUACUUUUUUGACUUCUCUGGAGAUUUAAGAGACUUAUACUCAAACUGCCUUCCUUAACGCGUGUUCUUAGUAUUAUGUCCAUCUACAUUAGCCAAAUUGUUUAACUUUUAUUUUCCUUUAAAUUUACAUUAAGGCAAAAACUCUUAUUCUUAAUUACUCACAUGUUUUUGCUACACAUGUUUCCUGUGUAUAUUUUUUCGUUCUUAACCUGACGUCCAUUUUAUGAAUAAAUUUUAAAUAUAAUAUAAUUACUAACACAAUAUUAUGAAGAUUUUUCCUUCUGACAGAUCUCUUAAUCAGCGUAUAUCUAAAAAUAACUUUUGUGACAUUUUAUAGAGAAAAUAUCUUAGUCAUGUCUACAAAUAACAGUGUGCAAGUGAAAUCCUUCUUUGAUAAUGAGCGAAAAAUGUUGAGUGUCAAUAGAAUAAAACAUAACAAACAUAAAUUAGCGUAAGGAUGUAUCAUAUAAAAUGUUAUUGUGCCUCAAUUAAAUAUAGAGAUAUAUUUUUUAUUUUAUGCCAAUUUUUACUAGGAUAUAGGAUAAAAUGUUUGGUGAAGCCGAACAAUAUUAUACAUACGAGUUUGCAAUAAAUUAUUAAAAAAAAUAAA
Danaus plexippus (monarch butterfly) is the source of this 1933-nucleotide messenger RNA. RefSeq names its product ell-associated factor Eaf (gene Eaf). The record is from RefSeq and is a predicted model, not a curated record. The transcript has 9 exons. Gene Ontology annotation, cellular component: super elongation complex. Gene Ontology annotation, molecular function: transcription elongation factor activity. NCBI's taxonomy places the organism in Eukaryota, Metazoa, Arthropoda, Insecta, Lepidoptera, Nymphalidae. The coding region runs from base 222 to 1127 and encodes 301 amino acids. Gene Ontology annotation, biological process: regulation of transcription elongation by RNA polymerase II; positive regulation of DNA-templated transcription.